Vicia faba (fava bean) is the source of this 1341-nucleotide messenger RNA. The record is from the annotation of a GenBank genome assembly. Lineage: Eukaryota; Viridiplantae; Streptophyta; Magnoliopsida; Fabales; Fabaceae.
AUGAAAGCCUUCACUAGUUUCAGUUCAAAACCAAUAAACCUUAAGCUAGGAUCUUUGUCUCCUAGAGUUGAUUUUCAUGUUUCUGAUAAACCCUUUUCUUGCUUCACUUUUCUCUCUAGAAAUGAACAAAAAGGAUCCGUUUUUUGCGUUUUGAAAGUUGUUCAAAACAAGGGUUUUUUCCCUCUUCAUUCUGUGCCAUCAGAACAUCAGCAGGAGGUAGAGUUGGAAGCUGUUGAGUCUCAAGUUCAACAAAGUGAACAAACAAACGAAACAAAGUUUGUUCGUGUCGAAUUUCGAUUACUAAAAGAUUGUGACUUCGGGGAACAGUUUCUAAUAGUUGGAGAUGAUCCUAUGCUUGGUUCAUGGAAUCCUUUAGAUGCAUUACUAAUGACAUGGUCUGAUGGCCAUAUAUGGACUCUCGAGCUGGAUAUGCCGGCCGGAAAAUCGAUCCAGUACAAGUUCAUACUCAAGGGAAUAGAAGGUGAUAUUAUAUGGCAGCCGGGUUCGGAUCGGGUUAUUCAAACAUGGGAAACUAUGAACAGAAUAGUUGUUAGUGAGGAUUGGGAGAAUGCAGAACUUCAGAAAGUAGUAGAGGAAGAACCAAAUGAAGAACCUCAAGUUCUAUCAGAAUUGUCAACUUCCACUGAAACUUUAGAUGAUUCUCGCGAUAAAACGGAAUUCGUUGUAUCCAAUGUAUCUGGUAUUGAAGAUACGCGAAUUCACGAUGAGCGGAAACUGAUUGAUGAACAAGUAAUUCAAGAAAACACCAGUGAUAGUAUUUCAUCAUCAAUUGAGAAGCCAAUGGCUAUUAUUGCAGAAAAUAUCGUAUCCUCGAAGGAACUCAUGGAAAGUACUAGUUACAAAACGAGUAAAAGUAAUGUGAUUCGAAAAACUGAAGAAUCAGAAGAUGGUUCUCAAAAGGAUGAUAAAAUACAUUAUAGCGGAUACAAUGGAAAUGCUGCAGGACUAAACAAUCAAGAAGGGACGAUUGUGGAGGGAAGCUUAAUCGAUUUGAAAGGAGGUCCUGUUCUUGUACCUGGCUUAACGCCGCCAACUGAAAAAGAAGAGACCGCGAUAAAGUCUUCAGUUGAAACUUUUGAAACACACGAUCAGAUUAUACCAGAGUUAAGUAAGGAUGAAGAAUCAGAUUAUGACACAGCAGAGAAGAUAAAUACAACAAUCAACGAUGAGCUGAGUUUCUACGAGGAGCAGUUUCUUUUAGCACCAACGAUGGAAGAAGCGUCGAACGCAGAGCCAAUUCAUGGUAAUGCCUUGCGAAAUGAUGUCGAGUGGGGCCGCGAAACCGUAAAAAAGUUUCUAACGAAAUUUGGAUUGCUUUGA